ACGGCAGCCUCGCGACUUUGUUAUCAGUCACACCGGAGCCGGGGCUUGGCGCCCGUGUCAAGCAUCCCACGCACGCCGCUCGUUAACAUUGACAUCACUUAUACAUAGCCGCCCACUGGCGACAUCCGCCAUCCAUAAUGCAUCAACAAUCUCGUCAUCCCCCAAGGGUCUCCUCCCCCGCAGUUUCGGCCCAGACAAACCCAGCCCGCACAAACAACCAGAGGGACCCCCGGUCUCGAACUAGUACCGACGCCGCCGAUAGGGACGGAGCUGGUGGUGGUGGUCAGGAUGGAGGUGGUGGUGCCCUCGCUCACGCCGCAAGCCGCGAUGCCAUCAAGAAGCUGGACCAGAUCAUUCAGAACUUCUACUACAAAGCCGCUGUCCUCAUCAUCGGGUCGCGACAGCAUCUAACGCCUGGGCCCAAGAAAGGCUUCAAUAAAUGGUUCUCGAUAGAGACCGAGGACACCGAAGACUUCAAGGAGGAGCUCCGCCUCUACAGGAACUCGGACAGCUUUACGAAUCGUCCACCGCCCAUGAUCAUCGAGACGUAUAUCGACGCAUCGCGCAUUUCCAGCAGUCACAGCCUCGCCCUGGUGGACGCUAAUGGCAAGAGGUGGGAUGUUCUGGAAGCCCUCAACAGUUCAGAGUCGAGCGAGGAUUCGCCACGGAAACGCCACCUGCAAAAACGGAAUACCGAGGUGAUCUUGGAACGAUGGCGCAUCGAGCUCAAGUGCAUUCCGAAUGAUGAUGCUUUGCAAGAUUUUGGACCCAGCCUGCCCACAAUCUAUAAACGAAGCAUAGUAUUCUUCCGGUCGCUGUUCUUGGCCACGCGCGUCAUGCCCGGCUGGAAGUUUUCCCAGCAGACCAUGACCAAGGGCAUCCAUCCCGCCCUGGAAGUAAAGUGCCGCAUUGUGCCGGCCGAGGCCGAAUUCCUCAACUACGAUCCGUUGCGCCAACCUCUUUCUGACAGUAAGGAUGUAGUAACCGAGUACAUGUUCGGUGAUCUAGAAGUGCCCGUAGGUCGCUUCAAUGCUUCGGUCAUCUAUCGAAAUGACUGCACGUUUCGGGUCGAGGAUGCCGACGCUCUGCUGAGUUCGCGACUCAUGGGUGUAGAUGAGGAUUUCUUCAAGCCCUCAAUACCUCAACGGCCGCAACCCGUCAGCCACGGCCGAGCCGACUCGUACGCGGAACCCGGAUCUUUGCCCUCACACCGCCUAGGACGGCGCAGCCGAGAGCCGCACCAGACGUAUGGUAGUCUGUCGACAUUUCAUGGCACCGGCGCAUUCGGCACAAGCCCCAUCUCGGCGCUCAAGGCAGUCCGACCGGCUGGUUCAGACACGAGCUCGCCACCCGGUUCUUCUGCAGCCAGUGUCGACCAGUCAGAACCAUCGCAUUCUCUUCCCAUCCGUAGUGCAUCAAGCCGGACAUUGCGGGAUGUUGAGGGCAGCAGACGACCUUCUAUUUCGUUUCAACCUUUCAAAGCCGGGUCGAUAUCCGGGAGUCCCAGGUUUCCCGAUCAUGGAGCACCGGCCUCGUCACAUUCGCUUCCACGACCCUCGGGUUUGAGCGGAAUCUCGCAAGCCAGGAACAGAUCCUCGCUUACGGCGGGAAUGGCGGCCUCUUUGCGGGGUCCCGGUGCUGCCGUUCCAACGGAUAUUCCAAAGUCUAGCUCACCAAGGCCCCAAAGUCGAUAUAGCAGCAGUUUCAGCCAUCGUCGAUCACGGACAUCAUUCGGCGGCCAAAGCAAGACCGGCGAUGACGAAGCCAGUAGUAGUGGCAGACAAAGCCUGUCUUCAUCAGCUCAGCCUGGCUCGGCCCUGCUCGCCGAACCUGUAGGUGGAGUGGCCAGUUCAAGCUCGUUCCAGACGGAUGACGACAUUUCCGAGUUUCUUAAGGAGCUUGACAACAGGAAGAAGUUGCCGAGUUUUGAGGCUACCAAGAAGGGAGAGCAAUCAGCUGCUGCACGCCGCACUGCUGCACAGCUUAACAAAUUCCACCUGAUGAGGGACUCGAACAAUGCGCUGACGGAGAGCAUGCUGAUGGGAUCUUCAACUUUGCAUCGGAGCUCGAGCUCCAGCAGCAGACACAUGUCCAACAUGCCAGGUAGCCUGGGAAACCCGGGAAUCAGUAUGAGUGGUGCGAGCGUCAGCAGCUCACCGGGCGGAAAGCCCCUGAGCCCGCAUACGCCUCACACGCCCGCGAUUCCUAGUCGGUUGAGCGAAAACUCGAUUAUCGAUUACCCGGCCCAGGCUAGCCACAACAGGAGAGGGAGGUCUCAUGUGGUGCCCACCGAGGAGGAGGAGGAAGAAGAAGAAGAAGAAGAAAGAGAAGAUGGCGAUGAGACAACGCAAGCCGACCGUCAACAGGAAACUGGGGGUGGCGCAGUCUCGGCGGCGAUCGAUAUCCCGCUCUCUCCUCGUCUGCUCCAUGCGGGUAGCGCAAACCGCCGAGCGAGUUCCGUGGCCCAGCAGCACCGUUCGCUGGCGGCUGGAGCUGGCGGCGGAACGGGAGAAGAUGAUUCGGAUAUUGCCCAGCGGAGCUUGAGCCUCGGAGCGGGCGGUGGCGAGGCGCCCUCGUUGAGUACCCUGCUUGCUUUCCAGCGAAGAAAUUCGGGCGAUGGCAACGAGGACAGUUCGGCGGGAAGUGGAAUGGCAGGAAUGCAGCAACUACAGCCCGCGGCAGAUAUCCGGGCUUCGGCGGAGCUGAGGCAGGCAAACGAGGAUCAGCCGACCAAUCCGCCAGUUAGGCUCAUGACUACCAGCAGGACCCCGUACAAGUCGCGGUACAGCUACCAUGGCACAACGACGAGUUCCACGCAAGGGCGCGGUAGCGGGAUCGGACCCGGCACCAGGGGGACACCGCCUCACUCGAGCGGGGGUCCGUUUACCGGGAUGAGGUAUGUGGGCACCAUGGCUGGUCGAGGUGGAAUGGGUGUCGGUCAGGGUGAGGACGGCACCGAUGACGAGCCGUUGUUGUUCGCCAUGUCUGAACUCGAGAGGCCUUCGAGGCACAGUUUGGAAGAGGCAAGAGGUGGUGGUGUGUUGGGAGGAUCUCCUAGGGGGUUGAGAGGAGGAGCUCAGGGGGCUCGAGAGGCUAGUGGAAACACUGACGGUGGAGGUGUGGGUGAUGGAGAAGAGUACGAGGUUAGGGGAACUACGCGUCGGGGAUGGUAGUUCACUUUGGUUGCGUGCAUGUGCAAUGCAUCGCUUUGGAUCACGGUACAAGAGCGAUGUAUGUCCAGGAAGUCGGGAAAGGUUGAUGUCUACAUUCUACAGAUUAAAGAUCACAGCGACAGAGAAGCCAGAUGCUAUUCUCGACAUGAACCUACGUUGGUGUUUGUCGUUCUCAGACAACUAUCC
Neurospora hispaniola is the source of this 3359-nucleotide messenger RNA. Its product is annotated as autophagy-related protein 13-domain-containing protein. Lineage: Eukaryota; Fungi; Ascomycota; Sordariomycetes; Sordariales; Sordariaceae. Gene Ontology annotation, biological process: mitophagy; piecemeal microautophagy of the nucleus; protein localization to phagophore assembly site. Gene Ontology annotation, cellular component: phagophore assembly site; cytosol; Atg1/ULK1 kinase complex. The transcript is spliced from 3 exons. The record is from RefSeq and is a predicted model, not a curated record. The coding region runs from base 138 to 3173 and encodes 1011 amino acids.